UUCAUCAUCUGAUUGAUGAGGAGCAGUGAGGGAGGCUGGGGAGGUAACCUCCUCAGGUCCAUAGAGCUCUCUACCUUGCCUGGUGGAUGGGAGACCGGAUGGAGCCAAACUGCUGCUGGCUGAAUAGACAGGAGUCGCUAUGGAACAUGCAGUGGACUAAACUUUUCUAGACUCUCUGAUGGCUUGUGACAUAUAAUUACUGCUGUUCUAAUCCAUCAUGUUACUUCUAACAGUUUUAACCUACAGAUGGAAAUCUCAGCUGUGUUGUGAUGAUGGCAAGAUACAAGAGUGCUGAGAAAGCUAAUACACGAAAGGAUGCCACAAACACCUCCCUUUGCAGCUAUGUUUGACAGCAGCGGCUACAACAGGAACCUGUAUCAGUCAAAAGAGGGCAACUGUGGUGGGCUCUAUUACCAUGACAACAACCUCCUGUCAGGGUCUCUGGAAGCUCUGAUCCAGCACUUGGUACCCAGUGUAGAUUACUAUCCUGACAGGACAUACAUCUUCACCUUCCUUCUUAGUUCACGCCUGUUCAUGCAUCCGUAUGAGCUCAUGGCCAAAGUCUGCCAUCUGUGCAUUGAGCAGCAGAGACUAAGUGAGCCUGCGCUGGACAAGAACCAGAUACAAAAAAUUGCACCCAAAAUCCUACAGUUGUUGACUGAAUGGACAGAGACAUUUCCUUACGAUUUCCGAGAUGAAAGAAUGAUGAGGAACUUAAAGGAGUUGACACAAAGAAUAGCCAGCGGUGAUGAGAUGUAUCGGAAGAAUGUACAGCAGCUCCUCCAGAACCUGAUUCGGAAGCUUGCCACUGUUAGCCAGUAUGAGGAAGUACUUGCAAAAAUUAAUGCUACAUCCACAGAUCGUCUCAUGGUUAUAAAGACCAAGCCCCAGUCCAUUGAGAGGGACAUAAUCACAGUCUGCAAUGAUCCCUAUGUGUUGGCUCAGCAGCUGACACACAUAGAGCUUGAGAGACUCAAUUAUAUUGGGCCAGAAGAAUUCGUCCAGGCGUUUGUGCAAAAGGAUCCUUUGGAUAAUGACAAGAGCUGCUAUGGAGAUCGAAAGAAGACCCGGAAUCUGGAAGCCUAUGUGGAAUGGUUUAACAGGCUCAGUUACUUGGUUGCAACAGAAAUAUGUAUGCCUGUGAAGAAGAAGCACAGAGCAAGAGUGAUAGAAUAUUUCAUUGAUGUGGCACGGGAAUGCUUUAACAUUGGCAACUUUAACUCCUUAAUGGCUAUUAUUUCUGGCAUGAACAUGAGUCCUGUGUCUCGGUUAAAGAAAACUUGGGCAAAAGUGAAGACAGCUAAAUUUGAUAUUCUUGAGCAUCAGAUGGACCCUUCUAGCAAUUUUUACAAUUACCGAACCGCUCUGCGUGGAGCCACUCAAAGGUCCUUGACAGCUCACAGCAGCAGAGAGAAGAUUGUAAUACCUUUCUUCAGCCUCUUGAUCAAAGAUAUUUACUUCCUCAAUGAGGGCUGUGCCAAUCGUCUUCCAAAUGGUCAUAUCAAUUUUGAAAAAUUUUGGGAACUGGCAAAACAAGUCAGUGAAUUCAUGACAUGGAAGCAAGUGGAGUGUCCCUUUGAAAGGGAUCGGAAGAUUCUGCAGUACUUGCUCACUGUCCCUGUCUUCAGUGAUGAUGCACUUUACUUGGCUUCCUACGAGAGCGAAAGUCCUGAGAAUCACAUUGAGAAGGACAGAUGGAAGACACUAAGGUCAUCACUUCUGGGCAGAGUCUAGCGCACAAGAUGGCCUGUUGCUUCUGCUGUUGCUGUAUUAUGUGGAUUACCAAGGGGCAUGGCUUGGUUUAUUUUUCUGUACACCUGAGCAGGAUUCAAAGUGAUGAAGAAUGUGCAGUCAGUUGCAAUAUUGUGUCAGCAAAGAUGAAACAAGUUAACUCAAGAACAAACAGACAGCUUCUCACAUCUGACAGAGGAGAUAAAAUCACAGCCCGCUUGGCUGUGAUUCAGGCUUAAGUAUUGAUUGAGAACAGGGCUGACGGAAUCCUUUGAAUAGCUCAGAUGCCGCCUAUGAAUCAUUUCACACCUGGAUGGAGUAUUUUCCCCCUUUCUUUUUCUUCAGCUUGCUGCUACAAGGACUCUGAAGAGUUGAUGGUAGAUUAUGGAGGAGGAAAAAAUCACCAUCCCUUCCAGUGAAACCCAAGUUUGCAUUGAAGAACUUCAACUCCCAGUAAGCUAAAUAUAGCCACGAACUUUGCCUGAUCAGGACUGCUAAAAAGGGGAAGGAUUGGACACAGUAGAUUGGCUGCUGGGGACAGUUUCUUCCCAGCACUGUAAUGGUGGCUGUGUUUUUUCUCUUUUUCUGUUGUUUUGAGUUGGCUGCUGGUAGGCAAACUCAUUAUUAUUAUAAGUUAUUUAAAAAUAUAAAUAAUAAAAAUCAAGACUGGUAGAAAAUAUACCUGCUGCAAAAUAUAGUAUGUAGCUUGGACUACUUUACAACUUCUAGUGAGGGGGUUCCUUUCUUUCAGUUGAUUACAACUAACCACUACAUGCUACAGACAUUCUUAUUUUUAUUAGGUGGUUUUGUUACUCUAGUUUUCUGUACUUUACCUUCUUAUAUUAGGUUGAACAAGCUGACUUUUCUAGAAUAGUUCUUGAGAAACUGGUGUACAAACUGUGUCGAAAUAGGAAAGUAUGUUUCUAUUAAGUAAUUUUUAUAACUGCUUUUUUCGAAAGGGUAACAAUGGAGAACACAAUCCACUUUGACUGAAAUAGCAAGAUGCCAAAAAGAAAAAGAUGAGGCUUCUUCUCAGAUACAGCUGUGAACAAAACAGUCUCCCUGUGUGUUUGCUUUAUGGAUUAUGUUUAUGACUGUGAAGUAGUUCACUAUGUUACACACCUAAUGAGUUUGUGGUAGCCCCGAAUACUUAGUCACUCUAUUUAUCCUAGGAAGAACCCAAUAGGAAAAAAAGAAACUGUAGCUAUAAAUCACUGUGGACACAAAAUCGCUAAGUGAAAGCACAUACUUGGCAACAAAGGUAUUUGCAAUUAUCCUGGCACUGUUAUUUAAAAAUUAAAAGAAAUAAGAAUAAAUAUAUCUAUUUGUUGCACUGCA
Molecule: messenger RNA, 3069 nt
Organism: Melopsittacus undulatus (budgerigar)
Lineage: Eukaryota; Metazoa; Chordata; Aves; Psittaciformes; Psittaculidae
Gene: RASGEF1B
Product: RasGEF domain family member 1B
Exons: 16
Coding region: 316-1734 (472 amino acids)
Biological process (GO): Ras protein signal transduction; positive regulation of GTPase activity
Cellular component (GO): plasma membrane
Molecular function (GO): guanyl-nucleotide exchange factor activity
Source: RefSeq, a predicted model, not a curated record